Messenger RNA from Ahaetulla prasina, 2664 nucleotides. RefSeq names its product phosphatidylinositol-4,5-bisphosphate 4-phosphatase 1 (gene PIP4P1). The transcript has 7 exons. The record is from RefSeq and is a predicted model, not a curated record. NCBI's taxonomy places the organism in Eukaryota, Metazoa, Chordata, Lepidosauria, Squamata, Colubridae. Gene Ontology annotation, cellular component: phagocytic vesicle membrane; late endosome membrane; lysosomal membrane. Gene Ontology annotation, biological process: phosphatidylinositol dephosphorylation. Gene Ontology annotation, molecular function: phosphatidylinositol-4,5-bisphosphate 4-phosphatase activity. Bases 111 to 956 code for a protein of 281 amino acids.
GCCGUCAUGUAAAAAGAGCAAUCCGGGAGCGAGGGGGGCGGGGGUGUGCGCGCUACGGAAGCCGAAAGAGACGCGGGGCGGUUACAGGUGCAGCAGUAGCCGCAGCGGCAAUGGCUGCGGAUGGUGAACGCUCCCCUCUCCUGCCAGCCGACCCUGGCGAUGGGAGCGGCCUCGGUUCCGGAGGCGUGGUGGGGCCGGCGGGUCUGGGGUCGGGACCCACCUCGGCUGCUACGGGAAAACCCAACCCGCCACAGGGAUUUUCCUCCUUUAGCAGUCUCGAUGGGACCCAAGGACCCGUACAGCCCGCAGAAGAUCCCCCGCCGUAUUCCCCGAUGGCGUCCCCAGAGAGCGGCAGUGCCCCUAUGAUCACUUGCCGAGUCUGCCAGAGCCCCAUCAACGUGGAGGGAAAGAUGCAUCAGCACGUGGUGAAAUGCAGCGUUUGCAAUGAGGCCACGCCGAUUAAAAAUGCCCCACCUGGUAAGAAGUACGUCAGAUGCCCUUGCAACUGUCUUUUGAUCUGCAAAGUGACCUCACAACGCAUUGCCUGUCCACGGAUAUAUUGUAAAAGGAUCAUAAACUUAGGGCCCGUUCACCCUGGACCUCCGAGUCCAGAGCCUCAGCCCUCAGGUGUGCGUGUCAAUUGCGGCCACUGCGAAACUAAUUUCCUGUGGACAGAAUUCACCGAUCGAACUUUAGCCCGAUGCCCGCACUGCCGUAAAGUGUCUUCCAUCGGGCGCCGCUAUCCGAGGAAAAGGUGCUUAUGCUGCCUUCUGUUGGGCGUGCUAAUGGCCGUGACAGCAACGGGCUUGGCGUUUGGAACCUGGAAACAAGCCCAGCAGUACAGGGGUGUCUACGCUGCCUGGGCUGUGGUGAUUUUCCUGGCUUUGGUUUUCCUCGUUCGAGCUAUGUACUGGGCUUGCAUGAGAGUCAGCCGCCCCAUCCAGAACUUCUCGUGAGCCACUCCAAGCUCUCCUUGGUUUCCCACCGCUGCUCCACCACCUUCUCCCCGGGGACCCAGGGCCUACCUUUUCCCCUCCGCUUCCAUUUGAAGUUGGGUCUGCCGUGCCACCUUCUUGCUGUGCCCGCUCCCAGCAUCAUCAUCUGAGUAACUAUGGGACAACCCUGAUAUCUUCCAGUCUCCUUCCAUCUCUGUUGCUCUGAGCCAGGGUUGAUGGCAAAAGAAAGUACAAUUUGACUCCAAAGGAGCCAAAGGCCCAGUUCUGCUGGGUUCUGCCAUCUCUGGCAGGGGUUGUGUGGGCGAAGUUCCUAUGGAUCCUGCAAGUUGACAGAACACUAAUCGUUCCCAAAAGAAAAACUUGAACGCAGCUGGAUGGUUUGACAUCAAACCCACCAGCGGCUGUUGGCGGUGACGUUUGGAGACGACCCAGCCCAAACAGCGGAAUCCCUUACCUCAACACUACAAUUCUUCAGCGGGGGCACUUCACAAAAAUGGUGUUUUCAGAACUCUAUUCUCAGCUCCCAUCGGAGGCUUCUUCAAAAAAAAAAAAAUUCCUGGUCGAGAGGGGAAGGCAAAAGAGAGUCGAGAAAUCGCUGCUGUAUUGGGUUUUUUCCCCUUGUUUUUCUCAUCCUGUGGUCUGUAAUGUGGGGGAGGGUAGCUAAAAGCUGCAAGGUUUCAAAGGUCAAGGCAGUUUCAAAGGUCAAAGCAAUCCUCAAAUGUGAAUGGGGGCCCCUGGGGAAUGAAAGAAGGCCGUUCCAUAAAGGUUAGUCCCGAGGCCCUUGGAUUGGUCCAGAUGUUUGUUUCAUGAAUUUCAGCCCUUACCUCCCCCUGUCUGUGAUCUAUAGGGUGAGAUCCAGAGGUCUUCCGCUAAAGAAGUUUAGCUUCCUUGAUUGUGGGACUCGUCUCUUCUGUCGUUUCCUUAAUCUUUGCACAUUCCUCAAAAGAGCCACUUCCCAUUUUUCUUCUCCAGCAAUCCAGACUCUGUUUUCAGGAGCGAGAUGAGAGCAGCCUUAGGAACCACCACGUCUCUCUUUAAAGAGCUCUUUCAAACCAUGGCUACGGUGUUUGCUGUUUCUGUUAGAAAGGUUGAAGGGAGAACCAACUGGCAAACACCACCUGCAGUUGAUUGAGAGAGUGGGAGGUGGGGGGAUUUAUUCCAACCUUGACCUGAGGCGCAGAGCUAUCUUCUUCCAGAGCCUACUACGUCAGAUUUUCAUCCCUUCUUUUGUGUCACAAAUAGAUUGACAUAGACCGAAGGGGGAGGAAAAUAGCGCAUGCACUCUUGUCUUACAGAAGCAAGGAUGCCCUGAGUCAUGCAAGCAAAGACAUUCCGCUUAGGGAAAUGUCUCAAUCCUGGUACGAACCUGGCUUGAUUUUUCUCAGUGCUUGUCCUCUACACCUCCAUGCCCCCCCCCCCAUCUUCUCUCUCGGCCUCAAGAUUUUAAUUCUCCCAUCUUCGUGGCAUCAAGCUUAUAGCCCCAAGCCUGUUGCAGCUUGUAUAUAAGGAGUAAAAUGUACAUAGAACUAUUUAAGAUAACUUUUCUCCAUUUUGGCUGCCUGCUUGCCUGCCUGCCUUUGUGUGCUUGCACCGUAUGUCUGUCUCCUUUUUCAGCCAUGAUUGAACAUGUCUGUUGUCCUUUUCCUUCUCUUCCACAGGCACAAUUGGAUGGUUGUAAAUAAAUAAAAAGUAACUAUUGCAUAUCUGA